Molecule: messenger RNA, 1606 nt
Organism: Beta vulgaris subsp. vulgaris (sugar beet)
Lineage: Eukaryota; Viridiplantae; Streptophyta; Magnoliopsida; Caryophyllales; Amaranthaceae
Exons: 2
Coding region: 130-1521 (463 amino acids)
Source: RefSeq, a predicted model, not a curated record
UUUUAUUGAAAAGAUAAGGUGAAUAAUUAGCGCCUUGAGAUUGUUACUUCCAUUAGAUAAGGGUCCAAGUACGAGGCUGUCAAAGAUCCGGUUGAGCUUCUACUUAGAAGAACCAGAGUGUAAGAUUUUAUGCCACUAAUUAAGAUGGAGUUUUCACCAUUAACACAGAUCUCAGAGUGUUUCAUCAAACCAAAGCAUGAAGUAGAAGAAUCAAAGCAACCCUAUCACUUAUCUCCUUUCGACAUAUUACUUCUUUCUGGCCACUACCUUCAGAAGGGUCUCCUCUUCACAAAACCAAAACAAGACGUCUUAUCAAUAUCCUCCUCUAUUGACAAACUCUUAGAAAGCCUUAAACACUCUCUUGCUCUCACUCUUGUCCAUUUCUACCCACUUGCUGGUCAACUUAACACAAUUGUCGACAAUGAUCAUGGUCGUAGCUUGGUCUAUGUCGAUUGCAACAAGGGUCCUGGUGUGCGCUUUGUGCACGCUACGCUCGAUAACACGACAUCAGAUAUCAUCUCCCCGCCUCGCGUUCCUGCUGCGGUUAACACCUUCUUCGACCACAGCCAUGGGGAAGUGAAUUAUGAUGGGCAUACCAGGCCGUUAUUGUCAAUUCAAGUGACUGAGUUGAUUGAUGGCAUAUUUAUAGGUUGUUCUAUGAAUCAUGCUAUUGUGGAUGGGACCUCAUUCUGGCAUUUUUGGAAUGUCUGGUCUGAUAUACAUCGAGCAAAUAACGCUGUUAUCACACGCCUACCGAUUCAUAAACGUUGGUUUCCUGAUGGGUAUAGCUCUAAAGAUAUGUAUCUACCAUUCAUUGAUCAUAAAGAAUUCAUAUACAGGUAUGAUCCACCUCAAUUGGUAGGUAGAUUCUUCCAUUUCUCAUUGGAGACAAUAACAAAUCUCAAAGCCAGAGCUAAUGAAGAAAUUGGCAAUACCAACAAGGUCUCCUCCUUUCAAGCUCUCAUAGCAUUUGUUUGGAGGUCUAUCAUACAAGCCAAAGGGUUAAACCCUAACCAACUAACACAUUGCAAGUUAGCUGCAAACAACCGGACAAGAUUAGAGCCUCCCUUGCCUGAAGAAUACUUUGGCAACUUACUUUCAAUCCUAGUAUCAACUACCACAGUUGGCGAAUUGCUCGAACAAAGCUUUGGGAAGACAGCCUUAUCAUUGCGCCAGUUAGUGGUAAAUCAUACAAACAAAGACGUGCACAAUUUCGCACAUUCAUGGUUCAAGUCUCCUUUUAGCGCUAGAUUUGAUAGACUGUUGGUCAAGGAACCAAACAGUACACUGCAUGUAGGAAGCUCGCCGCGAUUUAACAUAUAUGGGAAUGAGUUUGCAGGAAUUGGGAAACCAAUUGCGGUUCGUAGUGGGGUUGCAAACAAGUUUGAUGGGAAGCUGAAUUUGUACCCAGGAAAUGAAGGAGGAGGAAGUGUAGAUGUGGAAAUAUGUUUACCAUGUGAUUCCAUGAGAGCACUUGAAGCUAACGAGGACUUCAUGGCUGUUGUAUCUUCUCCAAAAUAAAUGACGUCGAGCUAUUUUUCUGCAACAUCCUCUACAGUAUCGUCAGCGUAGUAGAGUUUAACCACCAAGUUGAGGAUGGAUUGGU